UCCCGUUGUGAACAACAUCAAUUCCCCUCUUUUAUCCCUCUCCCUAUCACCUUCUUCAUUACAAGUUAAUUACACACACACACAAACACAUAACAAAUAAUGGUAAUGGUAGUUUUGUGUCUUUACAGAGGUAAAACAAUGUAAAAAAGUGUGUUGGGGUCUCUUUCUCUAUCUAUAAGUACCCAUCUUCUUCACCGAUUCUCUUCCAUUUUCUGCAACUCUCCCUUGUAAUUAACACUCUACAAAGCACCCAUCGAGAGUGAAGAAACUCUUCUCUUCUUAAUUUCCAGUAUUCAAACCUUAAUAGCUUUCAAGCAUGGUCUUCCCCAGUCAAGAAUCCGAGGCCUCCUCCCAAAGGAAAACUGGAAGAGGAAAGAUUGAAAUCAAGAGGAUUGAAAACACCACCAAUCGCCAAGUUACCUUCUGCAAGCGCCGCAAUGGCUUGCUCAAGAAAGCCUACGAAUUGUCGGUGCUGUGCGACGCCGAAGUCGCCCUUAUCGUCUUCUCCACCCGCGGCCGCCUUUAUGAAUACGCCAACAACAGUGUCAGGGCGACAAUCGACAGGUACAAGAAAGCUUGCGCUGAUGUCUCAAAUACGGGAUCUGUUUCUGAAGCAAAUACCCAAUUCUACCAGCAAGAGGCCACCAAAUUACGACGACAAAUCAAGGAGAUACAGAACUCGAAUAGGAACAUUUCAGGUGAGGCUCUCAGUUCUUUAUCCUUUAAGGAACUCAAGAAUCUGGAGGGAAGAUUGGAGAGAGCCAUUAGUAGAAUCAGAUCAAAGAAGAAUGAGUUGCUUUUUGCUGAAAUCGAGCACAUGCAGAAAAGGGAGAUUGAGCUGCAAAAUGCUAAUAUGUAUCUCCGGGCAAGGAUAGCUGAGGCUGAAAGAGCACAACAGCAAAUGAACUUGAUGCCAGGAUCCGACUACCAGAUCAUGGGAUCCCAACCAUAUGAUGCUCGAAGCUACAUUCCGGUGAAUUUCCUAGAAACUAAUAACCACUACUCCAGCCAGGACCAAACUGCCCUACAACUCGUCUAAGUUGACAUUUGGUGAGGAGAAGCAUCUCUAUCAAGUUCUCUCUCCCUCCCUCCCUCUCUCUCUUAAGACUUUUAUGUGGAAUCAAAAGUCAAAACUUAAGUUUUGUAAAACUAUCAGAGUACCAAGUGACAGCUAGUUGACCAAAUUUUAGGUAUUUGGAGCUUUAUAUGAUUCUAGUUACUUUUUUUUUUU
Molecule: messenger RNA, 1231 nt
Organism: Diospyros lotus (date-plum)
Lineage: Eukaryota; Viridiplantae; Streptophyta; Magnoliopsida; Ericales; Ebenaceae
Product: agamous-like MADS-box protein MADS1
Exons: 9
Coding region: 317-1039 (240 amino acids)
Biological process (GO): positive regulation of transcription by RNA polymerase II
Cellular component (GO): nucleus
Molecular function (GO): protein dimerization activity; DNA-binding transcription factor activity, RNA polymerase II-specific; RNA polymerase II cis-regulatory region sequence-specific DNA binding
Source: RefSeq, a predicted model, not a curated record